AUGUUUACAACAGAAUCUUCAAUAGACUUUGCUGGAAAUGAGAAUAGUACAACAAACUCAACUAAUGUUUUCGGUAAUUACGAAAACUCGACAACCGUGAGUACUGAAGCUGGUUCCAGCAGAAGUAAUUAUUACGUCAUAGAUCAGUCAGUGAUGGAUAUUUUUAAGAAAAUAUUGGUGUGUGGAAUCAUUUCGCCUAUGUCUGCCUUUGGAAUCGUUGGUAAUAUACUGGCUCUGCUUAUUUUGAUCCGCCGGAAACCUAUUAAUUCUACUACAGUUGUUCUGAUCGCCAUCGCAAUUGCUGAUCUUGCGUUCAUUGCUACGACAAUUGUAAAUGUUGUCUCCCUGCUCAUCAGGAUUUACUACCCAGAAAACGCAAAGGAGGUAACAAUGAAAAUAAUCAUUCCUUUCUCCGUAUAUCUUAGUCCUCUUCCAGGCAGAAUUUCUAACUGGUUAGUGGCUCUUGUUUCGCUGGAACGUCUCAUCGCUGUAACGCGUCCCUUCAAAGUGAAACAGAUAUGUACAAAAAAGUUAAUGAUAGUACUGUCGAUUGUUCUUCCCUUGUCGGUUGCCAUUCUCACCAGCCCGAAGCUUUGGUUAUACGAGGUAAAGGACGUGACCCUACCUGACGGUAAUGUGACGAAGAUCAUUGCUCUUGGUUUUAUUGGUCGACAGAAGCAGCUCUUCGAAGUGUACUAUCUUGUUUCUGAAACUCUAUUACGGUUUGUACCUAUGGGCGUGAUAAUCGUUUCCAAUGCUGUCAUCAUUUGUGUUACCUGCAUACAGGCAAAGUGGAGAAGGCACAAACAAAACUAUGUCAUGGGUAAACAACCGUCCACCGACGAGAGACAGAUAACAAAGACGCUCCUUACCAUCACCUGUAUUUUCAUCGUCUGUUUGUUACCUUCAACAAUUUCACGCCUAAUGGUUCUCUUCGACGCCAACAGCACUUACUACAAGUACAGCUCAAAUGUUCACAGUCUGCUAAGUUUUAUUGGGCUGCUUACGGAAACCACCAACUCGUCUAUCAACUUUGUGAUUUACGUUACCAUGAACAGUGCAUACCGUCGACAACUCUAUCUUAUUUGCGGCAAGAGGUUCAAAACGAAAGCCAUUUCUAAUACCGUUUUCAGUUCCGUUGCCGGUUCCGCCACAUCCGUUAAUAAAGGACAAAACUCCCAUAUAAAUCUUUCUACAACCGAUUUGUCAACGGUGGAGAGCAGUGGGGAUAUUCACAUGUAA
Molecule: messenger RNA, 1242 nt
Organism: Mizuhopecten yessoensis (Yesso scallop)
Lineage: Eukaryota; Metazoa; Mollusca; Bivalvia; Pectinida; Pectinidae
Product: FMRFamide receptor-like
Exons: 1
Coding region: 1-1242 (413 amino acids)
Biological process (GO): G protein-coupled receptor signaling pathway
Cellular component (GO): membrane
Molecular function (GO): G protein-coupled receptor activity
Source: RefSeq, a predicted model, not a curated record